Miscanthus lutarioriparius is the source of this 435-nucleotide messenger RNA. The record is from the annotation of a GenBank genome assembly. NCBI's taxonomy places the organism in Eukaryota, Viridiplantae, Streptophyta, Magnoliopsida, Poales, Poaceae.
AUGGAGUUCCUGGCGUCCAUCAUCGACACGGUGUUCCGGCCGCUCAAGGACUACGUCGCGCGGACCGUCAGCUACACCAUGUCCUGCGGCGACUACAUCGACCUGUUGGUCGACGAGAUGAGUGAGCUCAAGAGCAAGCGCGAUGACGUCCAGCGCAUGGUCACCGCCGCCCUCAAGGAGAAGGCCGACUUCCAUAAGGUCACCGACGAGCUCGUGCAGCUGCGCUUCGAGGAGGCAGAGGUCCAGAUCCCGGUCUCGUCCCCGCACACGCGCCGACGAGCUGGCGACGACGGCCGCGGGGCGGGGCUCCUUGGCGGUGGAGAGGUGGAGCACCGCGGCCAGCACCUCCAUCAUGCGGCCGAGCGGGCGGGACGGAGGCGGGUAGUAGGGCAGCGGCGGGCACGGCCAGCGGGCGGGACGGAGGCGGGUAGCUAG